This is a messenger RNA of Bursaphelenchus okinawaensis, 1931 nucleotides long. NCBI's taxonomy places the organism in Eukaryota, Metazoa, Nematoda, Chromadorea, Rhabditida, Aphelenchoididae. The record is from the annotation of a GenBank genome assembly.
AUGACAGCAGCGUUACGGAACUGGCUGUUCUGGCUACCGUUCCUCGCAGCCGGCGUGGUGGCCAGGGAGUGUUUGAGCACGACGCCUUUGUAAGUCGGGGCAGAGUUAUAUGGUUUUUUUUGCUUUGGGUGGAUGUUUAAUUAAUAUUUUUAUACUUGGGGUAGAUUUUUAGUUUUUAAGCUUUCUGUGACAAGCAAGAGUAAUUUAGGUAACAAAAAUUAUGAUUCGACUAAUUUUACUAAUUAAAAAUAUCAAAAUUGUCAUUGUCAUCAUAUAACAACAAAAUAAUAUCUGCCAUUUUUAUUUGGUCUUACCCACAAAACCCCACAUAAGAAUGGCAGAUGACCCAUUAUUUAAAUAAAUUAUAGUCUUACAGUUCCAAACCCCAUCAAAAAUCCUAAAUACUACUGCAUUUUAUUGCCUUUUACUCCGUAAAAGGUUGUAAACAGCAGUCUUUGCCUUAUAAUUAUAAUUUACAAUCGCUUUUACAGGACAGUAAGCGGAGAGUGCGGCGAAGAAGAGGUGUCAUUUCAAGCUACAGUAAAGAACAAUCAGCUGGCCAUUAAAUUAAAGCCCGGAAAUCAGAUAGAGAGCAAGUUCAAUGAUUAUACUAGGUAUGAAAUUGAGUUUUUGUUAUGUUAAAUGAUAUACUACUUGAAGUUGUAUGUGGGGGACUAUGAUAAGGUACUUUAUGUCGCAGAAACGUACUUUUUUAAAACAAUUUUGGAAGAUUAGGUUAUUCAGUUAAUUCUGUGCUCCAUUUCAAAGCAAAUUUUUGGGGUUAUGGAGCACAUGAUUAUUUGAACGACGUAAUACAUGAGUUUACACACAAAUACGUGUAUUAUGUUAGCUAUAAGUUAUUGAUCACGCCACAACUUGUAAAAAUAGGCUUUAUGGUCAAAAAGUAGAGAGAACUACCUAUACAUUACCUUUUUGCGUUAAAAGCGAUUUGUAAAUUUUUCCAAACCUGUUCGACCACUGUAAUGUAAAACGAUAUUUUUGCCAUAAAAAGAAGAUCUACUUGGUUGCUCAAAUAAUUCUGUGCCCCCUAACCCUGAAAUUUGCUUUCAGAGGGGGCACAGAACUAACCAAUGUAUGCCUCUUAUAAGACUAUGUUUUAGGAUCACAUUGAAUGUCGGUGGCUGUGAAAUCGAGGUUGUCCUCGUCCCAGGUCUUUUUGUGAUGGCUCAAACUACCUCAGGUAAUGCUUUGUCCUAUUUUAAGACAAAAAAACUUUUUACUUUUAAAAAUACAUUACUAUUGACAACAUUUUAAGCCUAAAAUAAAUUUAAGCCUAAAACAGCUCAACCUCAACCGAGAUUUUUCAGGAUUCUCAAGCAAAGCCGACGACUUGCUGGUGAUUGUUGAACACACUGGUAACUACAGUUUGUUUUCGCCUUCUGACAGCAUUCGACGCUUCUUUAAAUGUCCGUCGAAAGAAGUUGAAUUCGAAAGCUACGGAAGUCAGAAGUUCGUGCCAGUGACAGUCAAGCUAUCCAAGAAGGAACCUACUUUAAAACUCGAAGUUGUAAGUUGUUUACCACUCUUUUAGCGAGCAAUUGACGCGAUUAUUUUGUAGUUUAAUCGCUUUUUAAAUCGAAAAAACGUUAUUUUUUAUUUUUAAAGCAUUUAUUUAAGUGUUUACUAAGCUUUUUGGCAUAACUUUUUGGUAAAAAAAAAUUUUGCUAAUAGAUAUAACCCUGAAUUUACAAAUCUAUGCUUUAUCUAACACUAUAUUUAUUAUAUUAUUUAACGCAUAACUUAAAAUCUACCAUAUUAUUAACAAACCUAAUAAAUAACGUAAUUAAACCUAAAAUAUUAACCAUUAACGCUUGCAGGUCGAUUCGAAACUGUGGACAGUGUCGUCGUCGAACCGGUUAGCAGUAAUGUCAAUUAGCUUCAUCCUAACUUUCAUCUCACUUAUUAUGUAA